Vicugna pacos (alpaca) is the source of this 2561-nucleotide messenger RNA. The record is from RefSeq and is a predicted model, not a curated record. Lineage: Eukaryota; Metazoa; Chordata; Mammalia; Artiodactyla; Camelidae.
UCCCCAGACCGGAACCGGAAGUGGACCCCGAGCCAGGAGGAGGAAGCCGGCUGCCAACCCGUCAGCAGCCGGCGGCGGUCGCGAGGGGCGGUGCCGCCGUGCUGCCUGCGAGCCGGUCCCGCGGCGGGCGGGUGGCCGGCCCCACGGCGCGGCGCCAUGAAGCUGUACAGCCUCAGCGUCCUCUACAAAGGCGAUCCCAAGGUGGUGCUGCUCAAAGCCGCGUACGACGUGUCCUCCUUCAGCUUCUUCCAGAGGUCCAGUGUUCAGGAAUUCAUGACCUUCACAAGUCAACUGAUCGUGGAACGCUCGGCGAAAGGCAGCAGAGCUUCCGUCAAAGAACAAGAAUAUCUGUGCCACGUCUACGUGAGAAACGACAAUCUCGCGGGAGUGGUCGUUGCUGACAAUGAGUAUCCAUCCCGCGUAGCUUUCUCCUUGCUGGAAAAGGUACUAGACGACUUCUCCAAGCAAGUCGACAGGAUAGACUGGCCAAUUGGAUCCCCUGCUACCAUCGAGUACACAGGCCUGGACGCUCACCUCAGUAGAUACCAGAACCCCCGAGAAGCUGACCCCAUGACCAAGGUGCAGGCUGAGCUAGAUGAGACCAAAAUCAUCCUGCACAACACCAUGGAGUCUUUAUUAGAACGAGGCGAGAAGCUAGAUGAUCUGGUGUCCAAAUCCGAAGUGCUGGGAAUUCAGUCUAAAGCCUUCUAUAAGACGAGCAGCUACACAGUCUUCCCAGAGAGGUUCUCACACUCCCAGAUGAGGUAUUUCACUGAACAGUGGGUGCGCUGCGUGUACCAGGUCCAUCCACACGCGUUUGCUUUCAGGCCCGGAAACAAAACUCGUGCUGUGCAAUCAUGUGACGGCAGCCGGCGGAAGCCCCUGCGCUGGAGCGUCACCGUCAUUCACAUCAGCAGUGCAGCCCCCAGGAAGCGGAGCUGCCGGGGGACGACCCGGAUGGGGACAGACGCUCAAUUUUCACCUUGGAGCUCCUGGGAGGAGCCGAAGGGUGGUGGAAGGGACCUGGGGGUGGGGAACGUUCAAAUUCACAUGUCUAGUAAUUUUUGAAAAGAUGAUCUGAGGCCCCCAAAGGUGUACAAAAGGCCCCCAUAAAGCUCAGUGACUCCAGUAGCUGGUGCGGGGCUCGUUUCUAACCCCCUGAGAAGGACGCAGGCCCCUGACGUGGUGCCCCCGGGGGUCAGAGCCAGCCCUUUGUCUUCAGUGCGCCUUUGGGUUUUACUUGUUCAUUAACUGUAUUAACACUCCAGUGGCGGGGGAGGGUGGGUGCUGAUCACAGAGCUGGGGCGGGAAAGCUGGGACUUGGUUCUCUCGGGGAAAAGCCGCUGCAGGGGGCAGGGGUUGGGGGUGUGCGCACACACAGUGGAAGGAGACGGUCACCCGGCUUCACAGACGCUGAGACCUGGUUUGCAUUUCGGCUGAGGUUGACUUCUGCAGUGCCCAUCCAUCAAGUGCCACUAAGAUGCCUUGAAGUAGGGGAGGGGGCGCCUGCCCUGACUCGCGGUUUGGCUUUGAGCUCUUGGAUCACAGCAGCACGUGGUGUAGUCUCUCACAAACGGUUUUCACUGGCCUCUCUGGUGACAGGACUGUCUGGACAACCACCAGGGACCUUCAUGUCUUAGCAAGUGGCCUUUCCUGUGGCCACCGUCCCUGGGCGCCAGGAGAAGGUGCCAGCCAGCCCAGGGGUUCGUCACAACCCACUUGUGGACUGAGCCAGCCUCAACCCCCAGCAGAAGCAUUGCUGGGCCCCCGAGCAGCGUGAGGCCGGCAGCCCUAGGGCCCAGCCAUGGAGGCAGGCACAGUAGAGCCACCAGACGAAGGCCCGGGAGGGUCUGGGCCAACCUGGUCCCUCAGGCCCCGCUGCCAUUUUCCGAACUGCAUCGUGGCCUGCUGUGCUUCCUGAGGACACAAGCUCAAGAUGUGCCCUUGGGACCCCAUCCCCAUGGAAGGCCCUGCUGGGUUGGUGCCGACCAGUGUGGGCUCGUCCUUGGCUGGCCUUCUCUGAGCGCCCCGUUCUUGCCUUACCGGGGAGGUCCUGCUGCCUUGACAGGGAGUGCCAGUGGCCCUGAAUUCCCUUACUUGGGCCAGAAGGUGGGAACCGCGUGGCUUCCAAGGACCUCACCCCUAAGAGGUUAGCCUGCCGACUGCCCUUCUGUGGGCACUGUCCCGGCCAGAGGACCUCGGCCUACCCCUAAGGUAGCCUGCCCACGUGACUUCCUUAUGCCACGGACGUCCCUGGAAAGUGCAGCCCUGGCCUGCUCGCUGGCAUCUGAUGUGGCCGUGACUUCCCCUGAGGAACGGUUGGAUAUUGUCUGACUUCCCUCGCACUGGGGAGGGACUGGGGGUGGAGGGUGUGGAUUUGGGGGAGGAGGGCGGCAAGGGUGGGUGGGACUGGCCCAGACUCCAUGUCCAGCAUUUCCCCAGCUCCUGUUGUUCUAAUGUUAAAUCAUCUGGUAAAGAGUGUAUUUUAAUAACUGUCGCCUAACUCCUCUGUGUUCAGUCUGUGAAGUUCCUGUCUGGAUAAAAUUUUCUUUUGAAAUUCC